Coturnix japonica (Japanese quail) is the source of this 2229-nucleotide messenger RNA. It is a transcript of the gene NAGA, whose product is annotated as alpha-N-acetylgalactosaminidase. Gene Ontology annotation, cellular component: cytoplasm. Gene Ontology annotation, molecular function: alpha-galactosidase activity. Lineage: Eukaryota; Metazoa; Chordata; Aves; Galliformes; Phasianidae. Gene Ontology annotation, biological process: oligosaccharide metabolic process; glycoside catabolic process. The record is from RefSeq and is a predicted model, not a curated record.
GGCCCGGAGGCAGCGCGGGGAUGGCGGUGCCGGUGGUGCUGGCGGUGCUGGCCGCGCUGUUGGUGCUGCCCGCCCGCGGGCUGGAGAACGGGCUGGCGCGCACCCCGCCCAUGGGCUGGCUGUCCUGGGAGCGGUUCCGCUGCAACGUCAACUGCCGGGAGGAGCCCCGACAGUGCAUCAGUGAGAUGCUCUUCAUGGAGAUGGCGGACCGCAUAGCAGAGGACGGCUGGCGGGAGCUGGGCUACCAGUACAUUAACAUCGAUGACUGCUGGGCUGCCAAGCAGCGUGAUGCUGAGGGCCGGCUGCUGCCUGACCCCGAGAGGUUCCCCCGGGGCAUUAAGGCCUUGGCUGACUACGUCCAUGCCCGAGGCUUGAAGCUGGGCAUUUAUGGUGACCUGGGCACGCUCACCUGCGGGGGAUACCCGGGCACUACACUGGACCGUGUGGUGCAGGAUGCACAGACCUUCGCUGAGUGGGGUGUGGACAUGCUGAAGCUGGAUGGGUGCUACUCAUCAGGGAAGGCGCAGGCACAGGGCUACCCAGAAAUGGCAAGGGCCUUGAAUGCUACUGGCCGCCCCAUCGUCUACUCCUGCAGCUGGCCGGCCUACCAAGGGGGGCUGCCUCCAAAGGUGAACUACACUCUCCUGGGUGAGAUCUGCAACCUGUGGCGGAACUACGAUGACAUCGAGGACUCAUGGGUCAGCGUGCUUUCCAUCGUGGACUGGUUCUUCACAAACCAGGAUGUGCUGCAGCCGGCAGCUGGCCCUGGCCACUGGAAUGACCCAGACAUGCUCAUCAUUGGAAACUUUGGUCUCAGCUAUGAGCAGUCACGCUCCCAAAUGGCCUUGUGGACCAUCAUGGCAGCUCCACUCCUCAUGUCCACUGACCUGCGCACUAUUUCGCCAAGUGCCAAGGAGAUCCUGCAGAACCGCCUGAUGAUCCAGAUAAACCAGGACCCCCUAGGAAUCCAGGGGCGCAGGAUCAUCAAGGAGAAAUCCCACAUUGAGGUGUUCCUGCGCCCGCUGUCACAGGGCGCCAGCGCCCUGGUCUUCUUCAGCCGGAGGACAGACAUGCCCUUCCGCUACACCACCAGUCUGGUCAAGCUUGGCUUCCCCAAGGGAGCUGCAUAUGAGGUGCAAGAUGUGUACAGUGGGGAGAUCAUCAGUGACCUGAAGACACAAGACAACUUCACAGUGAUCAUCAACCCCUCAGGGGUGGUGAUGUGGUACCUGCAUCCCAAAGCACUGCUCAUCCAGCAGCAAGCCCCUGGGGGGGCGUCCCGCCUGCCCCUUCUGUGAGGCCCACGGCCAUCGGGAGCCCCAGGAUACAUCUCACCACCGCUCAAGUGCCUUCUUCUGGCGUGGAUGGAGGAGGACAUGCAGCUUGCACACCUGGCACCCCCUGAUGAUUUCUACUCAUUCCAUGUGAAGCAGGACUUCUUGUUACUCCCUCCCGUGGGCAUUCAAAGCACUCUGAGGUCCUCCUACAGAAGAGGAAUAUCCCCAGAGACCGUCCUUCAGGACCACACGUGGUUGCCUUUUUUCCUUUGCUUGGCUUAGGACAAAGGGCUGCCCACAGGGCUGCACUCCUCUGCCCAGGCACCAUCCCCACACACAAUCCCAGUAGCUUCACUAUGGUGUUAGCAUGAAAAGUUGCAGAGCUGUAGUGCAUUGUGCACAGGUGGUGUCUGGAAGGUGCUCAUGCUUAUUUUUGGUGGUCUUAAGCUGGGAGAUGCUCAUGGGUGCUGGCCAGGUUGCAUCUCGGUCUUGUGAGGCUGAACCCUCCAGCAUUUCUCAGGGAAAGGCUCCUCCUUUAAAGGCAGCCUGCACAAAUAGAAUGGGCUCAGGUGGGCUGUGGCCUCCCCUGACCACCUGAGGAGGGGUGCAACCCUCACCAAAAUCACCCCUUGCAAGGACAGGGCAGCCCAGGGAGACCCACACAAGGUGAAACCUCAAAGCAGGAACUCACCCUACUUUAAAUUACUGAGAAAAUGAACUUCCUCUUUCUAUUCAGAUAAAGACUAGAAGCCCACUCCCCUUCUUAAAGGGCCACAUGGCUAAUUCCUGCCCCUUGCAGAGACUUUAUGGUGCAGUAGCAAGAUGCUGAAUGCGAUGCUUUGUAGUGCUAGAAAGAAAUGAAUAAAUGAUGUGUCUGUUUCACAUCUUUGCAGGAGCUGACUUUGUUUUUGUGAUUUUGGCUAUGUAACUGAAAUAAAAGGGAAGCAGGGUG